Messenger RNA from Pipistrellus nathusii (Nathusius's pipistrelle), 246 nucleotides. The record is from the annotation of a GenBank genome assembly. NCBI's taxonomy places the organism in Eukaryota, Metazoa, Chordata, Mammalia, Chiroptera, Vespertilionidae.
AUGCUGCAGGAUCAUUACUCACCCCUCUCAAGAUACAAGCUCUUGUUCCUGGCUUUAGCUGUCCUUUUGGUUCUGGAUCAGGCUUCCACAGGUGGAUGGUUUGAAGAGUGCAAUUAUUCAGUUGGCAGAUGCAGGAUAGCUUGCAAAGAAAAUGAGAAGCCGAAAGGAACAUGUGUGGGGAACAAACUUUGCUGCCUCCCUGUAAUAAAGCAGAAAUCAUCUGCCUUCGCAAGAAACAAGAAAUGA